CAGCCUGUGGGCUUCAGUGCUGCGAGAGAGCGCUGCCGUCAGGAAGGCCCUUAUCCUCAGCUCUGACAGUACCGGCCAGGUAGAGAGAGAGAGAGAAAGAACGUGGGACAAGAGGCAGAGAGGGAGAAAACCAGACAGGAAGAGUGACAAAUGAUGAGUGCGGGAAAAGGGGAUUGAAAGAAAGAAAGGGGGAGAGUGAGAACAGGAAAGGAAGACAAAACGAGGUCAGCGAGAUAAAGGAGAAAAUAAAGAUGAAGACAGAGAGACGCACACUUGGCCAGCCGUACUUCAUUGCUCUGCACCUUUCUGUGAUUUCGCUUCAGUUGUUACCCUGAAAACGCGUAAUGGUUACUGAAGGUUAUUGUUUGCAGUCAUUCUCUGGCCUGUUAUUAUCUGAAGGCUUGCUUCCCAAUUCCCAAGCCUCUGUCAACAUCUUACUGUGAAGCUAAUCACUGCCUUUCUACAGUGGCUGUGAUCCUGCUGGACUCUGGGCAGUCUUUUCCCCACUCACAUACCGCUCAAUGCCAAGCAACUCAACACAUAUCAGCCAUGCCUCAGUAGACCACGCUCUUCAAGAUCAUCUUCAGGGACCUAAGCACAAAAUCAAGUCUGAUCCACCCAAUGUGCGACUAACAGAGUGCUGUGCAAUCAGAGGGUCAGUAUUGAAGAAGCAUUGCACCAACGGAGGGUCAGUACUGAGGGAGUGCUGCACUGUCAGAAGGUGCCUAGAUCGAUGCUGGUUGUCUGUCUGCUGGUGAUCUGCCUGAUUUCAUUCCUUAUUGAUCUUCUAGCAGUUUUGAUACAACUGGUUGCCCAUUUCAGAGGACGUUUAAGAUUCAACUACAGUGCUGUGUGUCUGGAGUCAUAUCUAGGCCAGAUCAGGAACACAGACCAGUGUGAAAUAUUACAGCUGCAGCAAGUGCAGACAAGCUCAAUACCCUGUCUCAGAAUCUCUGAUCUGUCCACUCACCGGUGACAAUUCAUCGAAUAGGACCUCAUUUUCUGGGAAUCACUUUGGGACAUCUUGAGGUGAUUAAAGAAUGCGUCUUUGGUGUGACCCUGACAACUUGUGGCUGAUCUUCCUGCUGGGACUCCAGCUAUCGGUCGCCAGAUCAGAGGGGAAUGUGACCGUAUUGCCCACAGCUUUUCUCCAUGACCUCCUGGAUCGUUACGCGGACAAUGGAGUCCUGGAGCUCCAUCAGCUAAAGGCACUCCUUAACCGGCUGGAUGUCGGUGUGGGUAAUGCUAAGAUACCAACAGACCUGGGCACUGCUAACCUUUCCAAGUGCUUCUCCUCCUCGCAGCUCUUUGCAGUUCACGAUCUGAACAACAGCAGCAGAAUAGACAGCGCUGCCUUCAAACACAUCUGUCCCACCAUCCUUCAACAACUGGAGAGUGGAGCUUGUGCAGCAGAAAACCAGGAGAAUGAGGAGGAUGAGGACACCCUGCUCUUAAAACCCACACCCUCAGAGGUGUGGGGCUUUGGUUUUGUCAGUGUGUCUCUGAUAAACCUCAGCUCACUGAUUGGAGUCAUUGUCACCCUGUGCCAGCGAAAGCCUUUCUUCCACAGGAUCCUGACAUUCUUUGUCGCACUGGCGAUCGGCACGUUGUUCUCCACUGCCAUUUUCCAGCUCAUCCCAGAGGUGCAGUACAACAUCAAAAAUACUAUACCCUCUGUCCCCCAACUUCCAGCCCUGUGCCGGAUAACUGCUGUCUGGGGUUAUGGUUUUCUCUGUGUGACAGUCAUCUCCCUCUGCUCCCUGGUCGGGGCCAGUGUGGUGCCAUUCAUGAGGAAAACCUUUUACAAGCGACUGCUGCUCUACUUCAUCGCCCUGGCGAUUGGCACUCUCUACUCUAACGCCCUCUUUCAGCUCAUCCCAGAGGCCUUUGGAUUUGACCCGAAGGAAGCUGAUUAUGUAUCCAAGUCAGUCGUGCUAUUUGGGGGAUUCUACCUGUUCUUCUUCACGGAGAAAAUCUUGAAAAUGGUGCUUAGACCCAAAGAUAAGCGGGACCUGGAUCCAAACCACAGCCAAUACAGAGCUCAACAAUACGGCAGCAAAAGCGAUCAGGAGGACGGAGUGAUGGAAAAACUUCAGAAUGGAGAUCUGAGUCACACACCAUCCAGCCAUAGUGAGGAUGCUGAACAGAGGAUUUUCACCGAGGAUUCCGCUGAGGGGGAGCCAGCCAUUACCGGGGCCUUGUCGGUGCAGGAUCUGCAGCAGGCUGCAGGAGGGCCCUGUUACUGGCUGAAGGGGAACCGUUACUCUAACAUUGGUACUCUGGCCUGGAUGAUUACUCUCAGUGAUGGACUGCACAACUUUAUUGAUGGCCUUGCAAUCGGAGCUUCCUUCACUGUCUCUGUCUUCCAGGGGAUUAGCACCUCCGUGGCAAUCCUUUGUGAGGAAUUCCCCCAUGAGCUCGGUGACUUUGUCAUCUUGCUCAAUGCUGGCAUGAGCCUCCAGCAGGCUCUCUUCUUCAACUUCCUGUCAGCCUGCUGCUGCUACCUAGGCCUGGCCUUUGGUAUCCUCGCUGGGAGCCACUUCUCUGCCAACUGGAUCUUCGCGCUGGCUGGUGGAAUGUUCCUCUACAUCGCAUUGGCUGACAUGUUCCCAGAGAUGAACGAGGUGAGCAAAGGAGAGGAUGGAGAGGAAUCAACCUCAUUGUUGGUGUUUGGAAUCCAAAAUGCAGGCCUGCUGACUGGAUUUACAAUCAUGCUGCUGCUGACCAUGUACUCCGGGUCAAUCCAAAUCGGUUAGACUUCAGGCCUCGUAGGUAAUGAACAUCCAAAGCCAAGGCAGCUUGCUGUGGAGCCAGUCAAGUUUAUCAAAUCUCUGAGGGGACACACACACAGUUGUGAACGUUGGCUGACUCAUUUAUUGCCACAACAAAGGUGGCCUUUCAUUUAGGAACCUGCACUUUGCAAAAUAUAAUCUUCUUAGGUUGGUUAGCAACAAUUUCAUUCCAGCUCACUUACAGUCCAAGAACUUUUUGUCCAGUAAGGUUGAAAACACAAAAGGAGUAUCCCUCCAGAAUCAGUGUUAUGUGGAAUUGUCUCGCCUGGACAUUAGCCAUAAGCAUUCCAAGUCUAAAAGAGGGAACAGGAGUAAUCUGCACAUUCAAAAAGCACUGGGGACAAGGGAGAGGGAGUUGACAAUAGUCAGGCUUAAACACAGGCCUCUAUCAGAGCUGUGGCUCAUAUUCAGUUCAACAUGUAACAUUUUAAAAGUAGUCUGAUUCCGCUGACAUCUUUGGUGACACACAUUGGACAAAGUCUGCUCGCAGUGGAAGUUUUAGACACUGAACUGGGAAAGUUGCAGUUUAUCACAGCCUUAUCACCAUAGCAACAGGAUUACCACCCUCCCCCUACCCUCCCUAACUCCCUCAGCCCAGGUUUACCCACCUCCACAAUCUGGGUUAUGAUAAAAUGUGCUAACACUAGUGUUAUACUUCCUCUCUCAAAGUGACUCCCUGUGGCACUUGAUUAUCUGAAGAAAUUCUGUUGGCUCAUCACGUGUAGGGGUUUAUUCAAUGUAUUUUCUCUCUGUCCCCACACUUGCUUAUUCACGCAAAGGGGAAUGGGAUGAAGACCACCCCAGGACGGUCAAUGGUCAGUGAUAGAUCAACAGGAAUUACUAACCUAGGAGUGAGUAGCUGAGCAGGGGAGAGGAGGCCAUUGUUGAACAGGAACUCUGCUGCUUUCACCCUGGACAUAGUCCUUCCAAACAUUUCCAUUAUAAAUUCCUGUGUCCACCUGAAUAAAACUGCUUUUGUAACUCUGUCACAUAUUGACACCUCACCUGUCAUGGAGCUGCUACGUUGCCACCAAUGGUAGUGGGAUGUGAUUGCAGUGUGAUGUUUACAUACACUGCUCCCAUUAUAAAUAUAGAAACAUAGAAAAUAGGAGCAGGAGUAAGUCAUUCGGUCCUUCGAGCCUGCUCUGUCAUUCAAUAAGAUCUGACCCUUUAUCUCAAUGCCAUACUCCCGGUCUCUCUCCAUACCACUUGAUGCCUUUAGAGUCUAGAAAUCUAUCUAUUUCCUUCUUAAAUAUACUCAGUGACUUGGUGUCCAUAGCCUCUGUGGUAGGUAGUUCCACAGGUUCAUCACCCUCUGAGUGAAGAAGUUUCUCCUCGUCUCAGUCCUAUCCUGAGACUGUGACCCUUGUUCUAGACCCCCAACCAGAGGAAAUAUCAUCCCUGCAUCCAGUCUGCCCAUCCCUGUCAGAAUUUUAUAUGUUUCAAUGAGAUCCCCUCUCAUUCUUCUAAACUCUAGUGAAUGCAUAACUAGUCAGCCCAAUCUCUCCUGAUGCGACAAUCCUGCCAUCCCAGGAAUCAGUCUGGUGAACCUUUGGCAAGUAUAAACCUUCUUAGGUAAGGAGAUCAAAACUGCAGACAAUACUCCAGGUGUGGCCUCACCAAGACCCUGUACAGCUGCAGUACGAUUUGCUCCUGUACUCAAGUCUUCUUGCAAUGAAGGCCUUCUUACAAUGUGGGACAGACGAAUUUAUAAUGGAAUCGAAAAGGCAGAGUGAAAUCUCUCAGGUUAAAAUGAGCACAAUCUGAUGCCAGCCUCGACUCCCUCUGCACCCUCUGACCUGAAGCAGAUCUCAAUGCCCUGUGUGCAACUCCUCAGUCAGGAGAAAUUGAUUGAGUGAAGCCAGAGCCAAAAUGAGCUGAUUGGAAUUAACAAGAAUAGUCAUAAGUUGUGGAUGGACUCAUUUCUCUCAUCUGUCUAAGUCACUGGGCAAGGAGCAGGGCCGGGAGCUGAGCUUUCUCAGGAUAUCCAGUGAAAUGUACCACAACUCUGGUCCCCAUCAGCAAAAGCAACUCAAGCAACAUGUUGGUAAUUGAUUGUCCUUAUUUAAGGUGCAGAUAUGAUAUUGUAAAAAAAAGUGAAAGCAUUUGGACAUCACUGUUUAAUAGUUUUACAAUGUAUUGUACACAGAGAGUAAAUAUACUGGUUAUAUGUUCAAUGUAGAGGGAGGUGAUAUAAUGUAGGCACAGAGAACAGUAGGUGAUAUGGGGAGUGAUGCUACAUAGCAAUUAGCCAGUCUGUGAUGCCUUUUUGAAGUGAAAACCUGUUUGCCCUCAUGUUUGCCACCUCACCAUGUUAGAAGCCAGUCUCUGUCAUGUGUGGAAAUGACUGAGCAAGCCUGAGUUUAAUACACCAAACUGUUCAACAUUCCAGUCAACAAGAAACCAAACCCACACCUAUACGUGUGCUGUUGGACUGAACCAAUUUACGUGGUGCAGUUUGAAUUAAUUAUUUCCAGUCAAGUAGUCAACAGGAAUCUUACUGGAACAUGUUAAAAGCUGACUUUGGACUUCAUUUCAAUACAGAACAAGAUUUGUUUUUUUGCUAAAGGUCCACUGAUAGAGACAGUGGGAUUCGAACCCACUUCAGCAUCAAAAGAUUUUUUUUCUCUUCAAUAUUUCAACAGCAACACACUUGGUGAGACAAAUACCUUAAGGCAGGGAGGGCAAUCCCCCUUCUGCCUAUCUGUGGUGGGGGAAGGAUGGUGUCGUGGAUUCUCAGGCCAUUCAGCCCUCCAUACCCCGAGUAGAGGUUUACCAGAAGGCUGAAUCAGGAGGUGGCAUUCACCAGAACAACUGCAGCAUUGCCAGACAGGCAGAUAGAUACCAGUGGGACCCACUCACUCUAACCCUCAGUUUACCUGGAACGUUCCCUGGAUUCAAACAGUCUUCGCCGGAUCGGAGGCUCUGUCAGAAUCUGACGUUCAAACACACGGGUCUGAUUGCAAAGACUGUUUUGUGUGUCGCGCGAUAUGCUGUGCGUUCCCAGCGACUUGAUACCAAAAUGAUAAGAAUGCUAUACUGACAAGGAUUAUGUUGUAAAUUAUUAAUUAUCGAACAAGUUGAAUUACGACUUGGAGAUUUGAAUAAAAGUGAGCUGAUUGGU
Messenger RNA from Carcharodon carcharias (great white shark), 5916 nucleotides. RefSeq names its product solute carrier family 39 member 14 (gene slc39a14). Gene Ontology annotation, cellular component: membrane. The record is from RefSeq and is a predicted model, not a curated record. Lineage: Eukaryota; Metazoa; Chordata; Chondrichthyes; Lamniformes; Lamnidae. Gene Ontology annotation, biological process: intracellular zinc ion homeostasis; zinc ion import across plasma membrane. Gene Ontology annotation, molecular function: zinc ion transmembrane transporter activity. Bases 1041 to 2756 code for a protein of 571 amino acids. The transcript has 13 exons.